AUGUCCCUCCUCUCCUUAGACUCUCUGCAAGAUAUCUUCAGAAACAAUUGGAUUCUUCCUGGGGCCGCUGUCGCAACUGGCCUCGGAGUAGUCCUUUAUCUUGUGGUUGGUCCACAUUCGCGCCGCCCGCUGCCUCCUGGCCCCGAAAUCUCUUGGUUCAGUCGCAACGGUGUUGUGAUGCCCACGGCUUAUGCGUGGCUAACGUUUGCUGAAUGGCAGAAGAAAUUUGGAGAUGUUAUCUACGUCAAUGUUUUCCGCAACCCCAUCCUAAUUAUCAACUCGCAAGAGGCUGCAUUUGACUUGUUGGAAAAGAGGAGCGCAAUCUACUCGUCGCGGCCUGUGAGGACCAUGCAAACCGAGAUAAAUGGCUUCUCGUGGCUUUUUUCUGGCCUCCCAUAUGGACCUUGGUACAAGAAACACCGCACGAUGUUCCACAAUCAUUUCCAAGCCAAGGUAAUUCCGCGAUAUCAUGACACGUUGGUCGACAGCGCCUACACCCUCCUGCGUAAUCUCCGCCUUUCACACACGCCGGAGCACCUGCUCCAGCAUCUCAGGCGCACCACAACUGCGAUUGUUCUCUCAAUAUCCUAUGGGCAUCACGUUGCUGAACAGGGAGACGAAUAUGUCGAACUCGCCGACCAAGCACUUGUCGGUCUCUCCAUCAUGGCAUCGCCGCUAACUUCGGCACGUUUAUGGUCGACUACAUUCCCCUUCUACAUCCCUGCGUGGUUUCCUGGCGCACAGUUCAAAAGAGACGGUGCCAGAUGGAGGAAACUUGGCCUGGAAAUGUGGAACAGGCCCUUCGAGAUGGUCAAAGCUCGCAUUGCGGCUGGAACGGCGGAGCCUUGCCUUAACGACCUAGAACUCGAAACACUGAUCAAGGAUGUCUCUGCAACGGUAUACGCUGGUGGUUCAGACACGACUCUUUCCACUCUACUUUCCUUCUUCCUCGCGAUGGUCCUUCAUCCAGAAGUCCAAGAACGCGCGUUUGCUGAAAUCAACACGCUCAUUCCUGAUGGCGACCGUUUACCGGCAUUCUCCGACCGUGAACAACUCCCGUAUUGUGACCGAAUCGUGCAAGAAUCGUUGCGUUGGAAUCCUGUCGGCAAUAUUGCCCUCGCCCACUAUUUAACAGAGGACGAUGAGUACCGUGGCUGGACCAUCCCAAAAGGUACCACCGUUCUUGCCAAUAUCUGGGCAAUGCUGCAUGAGCCAUCUCGUUAUCCUGAUCCAAUCGCGUUCAACCCCGACCGCUUCAGUGAUGAGCAGCAGGUCGACGGGAAAAAUCCAACGCCAGAGAUUGCGUAUGGCUUCGGUCGCCGAAUCUGUCCUGGUCGCUUCCUCGCCACAGAGACAAUCUGGAUCAUCGUUGUUUCUGUCAUUGCGACGUACAAAAUACUCAGACCACUUGAUGGAUUUGGGAAGGAGGUUAUGCCAGAAGUCGCAUACACACCGGGACUCUUCAGGUCUGUUUUUAUGUUGGUGACCGACAAGAACCCACUGAACACUUUCGGUGUAGUCGACCUAAACCAUUUGGAUAUCGCCUGGUUCUUCGAUCAGACGAGGCAGCGGCGCUUGUGA
This is a messenger RNA of Mycena indigotica, 1581 nucleotides long. RefSeq names its product O-methylsterigmatocystin oxidoreductase. NCBI's taxonomy places the organism in Eukaryota, Fungi, Basidiomycota, Agaricomycetes, Agaricales, Mycenaceae. Gene Ontology annotation, molecular function: monooxygenase activity; heme binding; iron ion binding. The transcript has 9 exons. The coding region runs from base 1 to 1581 and encodes 526 amino acids. The record is from RefSeq and is a predicted model, not a curated record.